This is a messenger RNA of Lindgomyces ingoldianus, 2407 nucleotides long. RefSeq names its product P-loop containing nucleoside triphosphate hydrolase protein. Gene Ontology annotation, molecular function: ATP hydrolysis activity; ATP binding. The transcript is spliced from 6 exons. Bases 1 to 2043 code for a protein of 680 amino acids. The record is from RefSeq and is a predicted model, not a curated record. NCBI's taxonomy places the organism in Eukaryota, Fungi, Ascomycota, Dothideomycetes, Pleosporales, Lindgomycetaceae.
AUGGCCGCUCCCUCGGUGAACACGGACUUCGACGUGAAGAGCAUCUCGAGCUCCACGUCCGAGGAGAAUACCCAUACCCUCAGUACGGUUACUUCUCUGCCUAUCCGUAAGGAUACUAAGGAAGAAUUGCCAAAUACUGGCAUGAUGUGUGAUGUCAAGAACCUCUGGGAAGGGAAACAGAAAUGUGCUUGCUGCACCAACUGGAUCGAAGAAUACCCUGAGGAUGUGAAACCCAACCCGGAGGAAACCGAGGCUGUUCAGCGAUAUGCACUCAUUGUUCGGAAUAAGAAGGGCCACUCGGGCGGCAAAGCUAUGGUUGUGAGCUCCAUCGUCGUUCAAAGCCCGCUCCUGAAACCUCUUCUGGAAGAAGUCUUCGAAGACUAUGAGGGAAUCACUGCAGGCCUUCAGAAACUCACAUUCACGAAGCCUUUCGCGCCCUUCUUCUAUCGUUGGGGCCAAUUCAGAAAAGCUGUCAAAGGCGUGCAAGACGAGGAGACUCGUGCGCAUGCUCAGCUGCUCUACAACGUGCUCUCAGGAGAACUGAAUGAUACAAUCAACACCUGGCAAGACCAACUGAGCCAUGGAGUAAUUACAUUCUCAUACCUGUGGACGCUAUUCAAGCCUGGCGAUAUCUUGCUAUGCCGCCUCAAUGGCCAAGAAAUGAUGAUGAAGCUCCAGAAGACCGAGUACGAAUCUAACAGUUUCGUCCUUUACGCCAAGUAUGUCGACUGGAGCGGCUUCUCUUUUGGCUACGCCUCUCAUACCUUCAAUCUCCAUCAUUUCGAUGGCACGAAGUCAAUCACAGACUUGGAUGCCUAUCCAAUUCAAUUCAAUAGCGAAGCUGCUGCAAUUGAGAGCCGACUUUCAGCAAGAGGAAAACGUUUUGAGGAACUGCAAGGUCUUCAUUAUAAAUUGUAUAAGGGUUUUGCCGAAUUGAUACCUGCCGUAUUCGGAAAACGCAUCGUUCCGGCACGUGAGCGAACGGUGGAUGGUCGCAUUAUCAUUCACGCAGAAAUGUACAAUCGCUUCAAUCCAAGCGAAGCUUGUCCGCUGGAACCACUUGACUCGACCUCAUUCGCUCCGAAUCUGCCCGUGGAGAUAGAACAACCGCAUGUAACCAACCCAUACAUGCCUCCACCACCACCCCCUCCUCCACAUUACCCCCCCGGGAUGUAUCGACCCAAACGCCUUUCCGAGGAGUACUACCCGUUGUGUACUCCAAUUUUGAAGGGGUACUCGCUCAAGACCAAAAACUGGGCCAAAUUCCAGGUUGAUAAUGUGCACGAGAUUGUAUGGGACGACCGCGCUUUUGACAGCCUUGUGCUUCCACCAGGCUACAAAGACUUGAUCCUAUCUUUUACAAAGGGCCAAAACUCGAGCGAAGAGCGCUUCGACGAUGUUAUCGAAGGAAAAGGCCAAGGCAUCGUGAUGCUCCUCAAUGGAGAACCAGGAGUCGGCAAGACUUUGACUGCAGAGUCAGUGGCUGAGCAUAUGCGAGUUCCACUUUAUUCAAUGUCGGCCGCACAGCUGGGUGUCGAUUCCACUAGUGUGGAACAAACCCUGGGUGACAUUCUUGAGAUGACGAUGAAAUGGAAAGCAAUCCUACUUCUCGAUGAAACGGAGGUGUUCCUCGAGCAACGUACCAUCAAUGGGCUGGAAAGAAACAAGCUAGUCUCAAUCUUCCUCCGCAUGCUCGAAUACUAUCGCGGCGUCCUCUUCCUCACCACCAAUCGAAUCGCCGUUCUCGACAAAGCGUUGGACUCUCGGAUUCAUCUAAAGAUUUCGUAUCCUGAGCUUGACCGGACCGCUCGACUGCAAGUCUGGCGUAAUUUGAUUGAUCUAUUGCCUCCUUCAUUGGUCGGGCUAGAUUCGGCGGAUCUAGAGUACCUGGCCGAGCGCAAGAUGAACGGGCGAGAAAUUAAGAACGUGAUCAAGGCAGCGCAAUUACUCGCCAGCGGAGCAGAUACAUCGCUGUGUUUGGAACACGUUCACACCGUAUUGAGAAUUACCCAGAUUGGAGAGGACUUGGGGAUCCAGGUUUGAGGCGAAGCGGAGGCAAGCACGAUAAUCAGCGGAUGCGUUAAUGUAGUUUCAUAUGGCGAGAAAUUGAAAAAGAGAGAUGGUUAGUGCAUCUGGUGUUACUUUAUACUGAUUCUCGCCUUUCUCGAGGAGAUGAAGGACCAGGGGCAGGGCGCGGUCUGCCACACCCCUGCAUCGAAUCGAUCGGGAAACGGCCAGCCCGCAUAUUACCCCAAAGCCAACCUGUCCUUGCGAAUAUACCACCGCCGGCCGCCAAGCCGCAGAAUUGUUGCCACAUAAAUUACAUCGAAUGCAAGGCCGAGACCUCGUUCUGUAAGCGCAACGUUUCCCUGGAUAUCGGAUACUGGGAAGCGGUCAGACUACCUGG